AACCCAGUCGGUAUGCGCUUUGUUCACAGUACGACCUGACAGUCAGUGACGUUAGUCGGGGAAACAGGAGCACUCCAUAUCGUAAGAGAAUCCAGAGACACUUUUUGUAACGAUGACUACCUACGUGGCUGUGACUCAGCCUGUCGGCCAGCAGCAACUGGUGUCGAUGCAACCAGCUCCCGUUACUUUCAGCACGGUGAACCCUCAGCCUCGAAGUGGUGCCUGGAAGGGUAUUCUAUGGACAGGAAUAAUUCAAGUGGUUUUGGGUUCCUUGACAACCAUUCUGGGGAUUGUCACCCUGACAGUAUUUGGCCCUGUGUACCUGUAUCUUGACGUCGGAUCCCCAGUUUGGUGCGGAAUCUUGUUCUAUGUAGUCGCUGGAAUCUUGGGGACAUUGUCUGGAUGUAAGAAGAGUUCCGUUGUGGAAAAGCGGGUCUUUAUCCGCGCCUUGCAAGAGAGGCAGUCGUUUUCAGUAGAUGUUUUUUACCGCUCAACCAUACGGAGUGGAACCUCUGAAUACCGACAUUUGCUUGGACUCUGUGGACUCUGA
This is a messenger RNA of Patiria miniata (bat star), 550 nucleotides long. RefSeq lists its product as uncharacterized. The coding region runs from base 113 to 550 and encodes 145 amino acids. Lineage: Eukaryota; Metazoa; Echinodermata; Asteroidea; Valvatida; Asterinidae. The transcript is spliced from 5 exons. The record is from RefSeq and is a predicted model, not a curated record.